Molecule: messenger RNA, 1662 nt
Organism: Ictalurus punctatus (channel catfish)
Lineage: Eukaryota; Metazoa; Chordata; Actinopteri; Siluriformes; Ictaluridae
Gene: uck1
Product: uridine-cytidine kinase 1
Exons: 8
Coding region: 917-1642 (241 amino acids)
Cellular component (GO): cytosol; cytoplasm
Molecular function (GO): ATP binding; kinase activity
Source: RefSeq, a predicted model, not a curated record
UAUCCUUGUGUUGCGGACGUGUCCGCAAUCACACUCCCCAUACUGUUUAGGUCACCUACGAACAUCAUUUACGAGAACACAGGCGUCUCGCCUACGAAGUGUACUAGAGUGUGGUUUUGGACAGAGCCGCAGUUCACACAGUGCUCGCGGUUUGCGAAAGACAGGCCCUACUGCGCACGAGGUAACUCGAGUCCCUGCUCUCUUUGAGACCGGUAACACGUUUCACGCGCGUUAAUAAAGCAGUUUUUUUUUUUUUUUUUAAAAAGUAAAAGUUAUUUAGAAGAACGCGACGUUGCAGCGCCAUGGAUGUCUCUGAGUCUUUGACUGAAGCAGAGCGGCCGCGACAUCGGCCUUUUCUCAUCGGAGUCAGUGGAGGAACCGCCAGCGGGAAGGGACGCCAAGGCGCACUACCAAAGGCGGGACUGGCCACGACGGACCGAGUUCACCGUGUGGAGGAACAGCGUCAAGUGGGAGCCACUGGUAGACCUCCGGAAGGUGCUGAUGCCACCACUGAACGUUAUACACCUUAUAAACAAUUUGCUACAGCUCUAGAUAAGGAUUACUCGGCCUUCAAGACUCCUUUCCUAAACUGUCUGAGGCAAAAAUUUAAAGCCGGUGUCCUCGUCGGACCACAGAUAAAGAAGAUCCCGGAGUGCAAGGAAUUCCUCAGAAGCUCACUAGGAAGGAGAAAGCAGCUUGGAACAGCUUUGUCGCAGCGGUUCGGGUAUGAUUGCUACCUGGGCGAUCAUAAAGCCGAAAAUUCCGAGUAGCUGGUUGAGACGCUAGUGAAGGACUACAGCAUGAUGGACUGCAGGAUGUCUCUGAAAGUCCAUAUCCUUGAUGCUCAUCUUGGAAAAAUUCAAGGAGAACAUGGGAGCGUACUCGGAGGAGCAAGUCCACAGUGUGUGCUAAGAUCAUGGAGUUGCUGGGCCAGAACAAGGUGGACCAUCACCAGAGGAAAGUGACCAUCGUAAGCCAAGACAGUUUCUACAGAGUGCUCACUCCAGAACAGAAGGCAAAAGCUCUCAAAGGCCAGUACAACUUCGACCAUCCAGAUGCGUUCGAUACAGAGUUGAUGUGCCAGACGCUGAAGGACAUCAUAGAAGCAAAAGUCGUGGAGAUUCCAACAUAUGACUUCAUUACACAUUCCAGGUUACAGGAGAAGAUCUGUGUGUAUCCGGCCGAUGUUGUUCUGUUUGAGGGAAUUCUGGUGUUCUACACACAGGAAGUCAGAGACAUGUUCCAUAUGAAACUGUUUGUGGAUACAGACUCCGAUGUACGUCUGUCACGCAGAGUUCUUAGAGACAUGAGGAGAGGUCGUGACUUGGAACAGAUCCUUACACAAUACACCACUUUUGUUAAACCAGCGUUCGAGGAGUUCUGCUUACCAACCAAGAAAUAUGCUGAUGUGAUAAUACCUCGUGGAGUAGACAACAUGGUGGCGAUUAAUUUGAUCGUGCAGCACAUCCAAGACAUCCUAAGUGGAGAUAUCUGCAAGUGGCAGAGAGGAACCGCUAACGGACACCUCCCCGAGCGGAUCUUAAAGAGGGGCGUGGACGAAACGAGCAACAACCCAGACGGAGGAGGAGGGUCCAAUCCCACAAAACGCCCCCUGCUGGAACCUAGCACGCGUCCACAUUAACACCCAGACAGACACACAGG